GAAAAAUUUGCCACUAACAAAACAAAUAUUAAUAUUCACACUUUAGCCCCAUAAUUUAAAGAAUAUUCUAAUAUAGCCUAAGACUUCUGUUAAUUAUUCUAUUAUCGUCGUCUCUCUUAGGUCUCUGCCCCUUUGUAAUCAAUCCAACACGAACACGGAGGAGCCUCUCUGAAACAAAGCCACCAGAGAGAGACACAGAGAGAGAGAGAGAAGAAGCUUCGUUAAUCUCUGCUUCCUAUAACUCUCUCUGAUUGGAUCCUCUCUUUCGCUUCUCCUCCUUAAUCUUCAUCCUUCUUCUUCUUUCUUCUAUUGUUCUAUUCUCUACAAAUGACGAGAAUUAAUCCGAAUCGUGAUCGCGCAUCUAAUUAUAACUGCGGCAAUGUCUUUAAUUUGCUUGCACGGAGAGAGAUUUCACCGAGGACGAAACAUGUAGCAAGAGAUGCAAAGCGUGGCCUCCUGUCAUGGGUUGAGGCUGAUUCACUGCGGCAUUUGUCAGCUAAGUAUUGCCCUUUAUUACCUGCUCCAAGGUCUACUAUUGCAGCAGCGUUUAGUCCAGAUGGAAAAGUUCUUGCUUCCACGCAUGGCGACCACACAGUAAAGAUAAUCGAUUGUGAAACUGGACGUUGCUUAAAGGUGUUAAUGGGCCAUAUGAGGACACCUUGGGUGGUUAGGUUCCAUCCAUUGCACCCGCAAAUACUGGCCAGCGGGAGCUUGGAUCAAGAAGUUCGAUUAUGGGAUGCUAACACAUCAGAGUGCAUAACAUCUCACCAUUUCUAUCGACCAAUUGCAUCCAUUGCUUUUCAUGCCAAAGGAGAAAUAAUUGCCGUUGCAUCAGGCCACAAGCUUUACAUAUGGCACUAUGACAAGAAAGGCGAAGCAUCCUACUCGCCUAUUUUUGUGUUAAAGACAAGGCGAUCUCUACGGGCUGUGCAUUUUCACCCUCAUGCUGCGCCAUAUCUUUUAACUGCUGAGGUCAAUGAUCUUGACUGUUCAGAUUCCUCAAUGACAGAGGCAACAUCUAUUGGUUAUUUACAAUAUCCCCCACCUUCCUUUUUUGUCGCAAAUGUUCAACCUGCGGAGCAUGUUACUUCGUCCAGUGAAUCACCUAAUGUGUCAUUGCCUUUCUUCUUCGUUCCUUCAUAUACUGUUGAUGAGUCUAGAGAAGAAUUACCGCAUGCUAGUCAUGACAUUGGCUCAGGUAGAAUACAAAUUGAGUCUUCUGCCAUGGUUCAGUUUCAAACGAACACAAAUGCAACAGAACAAUAUGAUGCUACAGUGUCUCCCAUGGAUACAGUCUCUGAGAUGGCCACUAACUCUCCUGCGCACACUACUUUCUCUAAUGGAAUGAGAGUUGGCAUCCGGAACCUCACAGUGGAUGGUAUGGAGACUGAUGAAACCAGACCUGCUGAAGGAAGUCAACACAGAAACCCUACUGAUGCAAGUUCUCUCAAUGUUAUGUUACAUGGCCCAUCUAGACAAACUGCAAAUCGUGGAGUUCAUUCAGAGGGUGGCCAAUUUCAUCAGGUUGUUUCUUCAAGAGAUCCAAGUGGAUGGGAAUUGCCUUUUCUACAAGGAUAUUUGAUGGGUCAAAGCCAAGUUGGUAUCCCUUCAAUGCAUUCUCACACGGGUGUUACUCGUGACACUCUACCUCAACAGGCUCAACAGAUUAGUUCUUCUGUAACAUCUAAUAGUAAUACUCUUUCCACUUCUAAUGUUAAUGUAGCAGUCCCAUCUUCAGCAAUGUCUGGAAGCAUCAACAUACCCGGAUCUUCUAUAAGAUCAGGUUUUCGGAGUCAUUUAUCACAACCACAUACACCUGUACCAGAAUCUGGAAAUCUUGCUGCUUCUAUUAAUACCCCACAUGAUGGAUCUGACAUCCAAACACUCAUGAACCGAAUUCAGUCAGAACUCGCUACAUCCGUGGCUGCAGCGGCAGCUGCAGCUGCUGAGUUGCCUUGUACCGUGAAGUUAAGGGUAUGGUCUCAUGACAUAAAAAAUCCAUGUGCCCCACUAAAUGCUGAAAGAUGUCGUCUAACAAUACCUCAUGCUGUCCUCUGCAGUGAAAUGGGUGCCCACUUUUCACCAUGCGGUAGAUAUUUAGCUGCCUGUGUUGCAUGUAUGCUUCCACAUAUUGAAGCUGAUCCAGGAUUACAAACUCCUGUACAUCAAGAGUCCGGCAUUGCAACAUCACCAACUCGGCAUCCAAUAUCAGCACACCAAGUUAUGUAUGAGCUGCGGAUCUAUUCUCUCGAGGAGGCAACAUUUGGAUUGGUGCUUGCUUCUCGAGCAAUUAGAGCUGCUCAUUGUCUGACUUCAAUUCAGUUCUCACCUACAUCUGAGCACAUACUCCUUGCCUAUGGUCGACGUCAUUGUUCUCUUCUUAGAUCCAUUGUCAUUGAUGGAGAAGCAACAUUACCUAUAUAUACAGUUUUAGAGGUAUAUAGAGUUUCGGAUAUGGAACUUGUUAGGGUGCUUCCUAGUGCUGAAGAUGAGGUCAAUGUGGCAUGCUUUCAUCCUUUUCCUGGAGGCGGGUUAGUUUAUGGAACAAAGGAAGGAAAGCUCAGGAUCCUCCACUAUGAUGGUGCUCACCCAGUGAAUGGCACUGGACCAAGUUACUUUCCUGAGGAGACGAUCGUCGGAGUCAGUCAGUGAGCAAGGUUUUAACACGAUUGGAGAUGGAACUCAGUUAUCCGCUUCACAUUAUCUUUUUUACCAACGUGCUGUUUCCGCUGAUGAUCUGUACAAAUCCAACAUCAUCAUAUCCAGUGCUGAGCGCAGACAACCAAGAACUGGAACUUCACACUCACUGCAUUAGCAAAUGUAUAUUUUUGUGUUAUCGAUGUAUGAGUAUGUAUUAGUAUGUAUAAUAUUCUCCUUUGUAAAAAUGUCUGUGUUCUGUUUUUCUCCUUACCAUCCCUUCCUCAUGCCCAUUAGUGGGGGGAUAUUCCUUUUGGGAAACAAAUUUAUCCUCAUCAGAGAAAUAUCAUAAUUUAGGGACAUAAAUUUACUUUGUGAAAUUUUUACAUGAUCUUAUCAAGUACAUUUGGUAUUUGCAUUUUUUUUUUAAAAGUAAAUUUGGGUAUCUUGAGUUUCCCUUUUUGUUCCAA
Trifolium pratense (red clover) is the source of this 3107-nucleotide messenger RNA. RefSeq lists its product as uncharacterized. Gene Ontology annotation, biological process: autophagy. The coding region runs from base 328 to 2652 and encodes 774 amino acids. Lineage: Eukaryota; Viridiplantae; Streptophyta; Magnoliopsida; Fabales; Fabaceae. Gene Ontology annotation, molecular function: protein binding. The transcript has 15 exons. Gene Ontology annotation, cellular component: intracellular membrane-bounded organelle. The record is from RefSeq and is a predicted model, not a curated record.